AUGCUACACACCCUCGUGUUCGCCCUCUUGUGCCUGCCGUCCGCGGCACUCCGCUCGGCGCAACCUCAUUUGCGUCCGCAGCCGCGCUUCCAGCGCUCACGUUGUGCACAAGUUGUGCAAAGCGGUGGGGGUGAAAACAGCGGGGUCAGCGGUGGCGCGCUCGCCGAUUUCGACUGCGCCAGCCCCUCCACUCUUCCGACCAGCGCGCGUCUCGACGCCACGGUCGGGGUGUCCUCCGAACGAAGCGUGUCGCUCUCGCUCCUCGGGGGAGAGCAGCUCGGCGCAAGCUCGGGCGACGAUCCGUUCGGCGAGGCGGGCUCCGUCAAAGAGCUGAUCGUCAGUCUGCCCGCGCCCGAGUCCCCGCUCCUCCGGGACGGCCACGCCGCCACCGCCCCCGUCACCGAGCUGAUCGUCAGCCUGCCCGCGCCCGAGACCUACCUCCCUUCCCCCGCUCCCGCCGCCGAGAGCGAGGCGGAGGAGGCGGGGGAGGCAGCGGCCACCGUCCCAACGCUGCGGGGCAUCCUCAUGUUUGCCCUCCCCACCCUCGCCAUGAUGCUCUCCUCGCCCCUCCUCUCCCUCAUCGACACGUCGGUCGUGGGGCUCGCGUCGAGCACCAGUCAGCUCGCCGCCCUCGGGCCGGCGACCAAGGCGUGCGACCACCUCGAGUACCUCUGCUCGGCGCUGGGCGUCGCCACCACCGCACUCGGCGCGCGCACCGUCGCCGAGGGCCGCCCCGACGGCAUGCGGCGCGUGGUGGGCACCUCCCUCACCUCGGCCGUCGCGCUGGGGCUCGCGCUCGCCGCGGCGCUGCGCCUCGUCGCCGCGCCGCUGAUGCGGCUGAUGAUGGCGGGCGGGGCGGCCAACGGGGCCGCCUUUGGGGGCGCCGUUCAGUACACCCUCAUCCGCGCCGUCGGCCUCCCCGCCGCCCUCGUUGCGAUGGUGCUGCAGGCCGGCUUCAUCGCGAACAAGGACGCAAACUCGUCGCUCCUCGCCGUCCCGUUCGCCGCCGUCGCAAACAUCGUCCUCGACUGCGCGCUCGUGGGGCCGCUCAACCUGGGCGCGGCGGGCGCGGCGUGGGGCACCGUCGCCUCGCAGCUCGACGGGGUGCUCCCGGAACCAGAGGCGGAGGAGCCGGUGCUGCGGCGGCAGCUGCGUGCGCCCCUCCGCGCGCUCGGCGGCGUUCGGCGGCUGCUCGUCCUCCCCAAGCGCGCGGAGCUCGCCUCCCUCGCCGCGCUGGUCGCCCCGAUGUCGCUCGCGCUCUCGGCCCGCUCGGCCAUGUCGCUCUCCAUCACGGCGAGCGUCGCCUGCCUCGGCACCGUGGCGCUCGCGGCGCACCAGGUCUUCGAGUGCCUCUACUGGCUCUUCUGCCCCUUUGGCGACGCGCUCGGCGUCUGCUCCCAAGCCUACCUGCCCGAGCUGCUCGGCACCAAGGAGAGGCUCGCACGCACCCUCCAGUCGCGCGUCGCGCUCGCGUCCGCCUCGCUCGGCGUCGGGAUCGGCGCGCUCAGCUUGUGGGUGUCGCGCGCCGCGCCGCACCUCUUCACGCGCCACGCCGCCGUCCACGCCGCCAUGAGCGCCCCCGCCGCGUGGCUCGGCGCGAGCAUGGCAGCCUACAUUGUCUCUGGCGCGCUCGAGGGGUCCCUCAUCGCGCGGCGCUGCCUGCGGCCGCUCGCCGCCUCGCAUGUGGGCAACACGGCCUUCGCGCUCGGCGCGCUCGUCUGCGCCGUCCGCCGGCCCGGCUUCUCGCUCGCCGCCGUCUGGAGGAUCGUCACGGCGGUCAACGUGAUGCGCUGCGUCGAGUUCUCAGCGCUGCUCGUCGUCGCGACGAGAAGAGCACACUCGAGAUACACAAACGCGACCGGAGAAAAUGUCAGUGACAGCGAGAGCUCAGCGGAACGCGAUUACAGUUCGGGACUGCUCUUGUGA
Molecule: messenger RNA, 1926 nt
Organism: Emiliania huxleyi CCMP1516
Lineage: Eukaryota; Haptophyta; Isochrysidales; Noelaerhabdaceae
Exons: 3
Coding region: 1-1926 (641 amino acids)
Biological process (GO): transmembrane transport
Cellular component (GO): membrane
Molecular function (GO): xenobiotic transmembrane transporter activity; antiporter activity
Source: RefSeq, a predicted model, not a curated record